CACCACACCAUUAUACCUUUCAGAGACAAGUUCAAAAAAUAGGAAACACACUUUCGGGAAGGGAGUUUAAAUUUAGGGCACCAACCUCUGGCUAGUAGCAGCAUUAGAGCCAGAGGGCGAUCCGCCUGAUUCCGACUUUCUAAAUCUGAACCAUAGUUCAUCAUUCUCUAAUUUCUUAAUAUAAUUCAUUUUCCAGUUUUCUGAUUCUCAUCAAAAUAAUGGUUCUCGAUGCGGAUGAGUAUGUAAGGCAAUGGAGGGAAGAUUCUCGUGGCAUCGAUCUAGACGCAAUUAUGCAAAGUUAUUGUGAUGGUUAUGCUGAUUAUGAGGGUGAAAAUUUUUAUAGUGAUGACGAGGACGAGAUGUCUACGAUGCCCGUGGAGAGUGUUAUGAAAGAUGCCAAAAUCUUAGCUGAUGAGAAGAAAAAUUUAGACAUGUCAGGAGCAAGUCUGGAUACACAAUCAAAUAUCUGUCAGAACACUGGUGAUGAAGAAAAAGUUAAAAUGGAUAUCGAAGGUGGCGCUUCAGAGGAUAAUAAGGCAACUGAGGGAAAGAAAAAGGAGAAGCGCAAGUUACAGGAGGAUGGGGUUGAAUCAGAGCAGAAGGACGGUAUCGAAAUUGCCAUUCAAGUGGAGAAGAAAAAGGAUUCCAUAAGCAAAACUGAUGAUUAAACUUUCUUAGUUUCAGCUACUGUUGCUGAGUUUAAUGGUUGAGAUAUUUUUGGUGUGGUACGCGUGGCCCAAGUGAGCAUGGAAUUAGCAAGAAUCGAAGCAAACAUCAGUGGAUUGUCACCUGGAAAAUAUGGAUGGACUAUAAUGAGUCUAGGGAUUUGACUAGAGAAGCCGCAAGUACUGAGAAAGUGUUCAAUCCAAUAAAAGCUACUGGACAGAACCCAGUGGAAAAACUAGCAAGGCUAAUUAAACAUAGGCAAGAUGUACAGAAUGAAUUUCAUGAGGAGAUACAGCAUCCAUAAACUCUGCAUCAGAUUCAAGUGCACUCAUUGAUUCAGGUGGAAGGCAAAC
This is a messenger RNA of Papaver somniferum (opium poppy), 1019 nucleotides long. RefSeq lists its product as uncharacterized. The record is from RefSeq and is a predicted model, not a curated record. NCBI's taxonomy places the organism in Eukaryota, Viridiplantae, Streptophyta, Magnoliopsida, Ranunculales, Papaveraceae. The transcript has 5 exons. The coding region runs from base 219 to 668 and encodes 149 amino acids.